Molecule: messenger RNA, 4906 nt
Organism: Oncorhynchus tshawytscha (Chinook salmon)
Lineage: Eukaryota; Metazoa; Chordata; Actinopteri; Salmoniformes; Salmonidae
Product: serine/arginine repetitive matrix protein 2
Exons: 9
Coding region: 697-4158 (1153 amino acids)
Biological process (GO): regulation of cell cycle; regulation of mRNA splicing, via spliceosome
Molecular function (GO): RNA binding
Source: RefSeq, a predicted model, not a curated record
GUGUGCAUAUGUGUUAUAGCGCAAGCAUCGGUUGUCUGUAUUACGUAUUGUUGGUUUUGUGCGACGAGUUAAGUAAUCUGCAAACUGUUAGCAAGCUAGUCGAAUGAAUGAGGCCGCGGGUGCUGAUACGGCGUGUCUUUGUUAGAUAACACGUCGUGGAUAACUAGCUAGCUACGUUAGUCAUUUUAAAGUUCACAAGUUUUAAAAAUUGUUACGCUUAAGACUUAACUUUUUUUGGACCAUUGGGUGGGAUUAAAAACGACACAAUCCUCUCCUUGAUAACUAGCUAGCAUUAGCGUGCCACGUUAGCUAACUCUGCGCCUAUAGUUAACUAGCUAACGUUAGUGCUAGCGGGGUAACGUUACUUUACUUAGCUACUUUGGUUGCUAUGUAGCUGCCCAGCAAAGUACCUUUCUAACUCUUAGCAAGUGUUCAGCACAGUUGUUUUUAUCUAACGUUACAGAGCAAAUGUUGUUGCCAGUUGAGAUGAACGAUUACAAAAAGGUUGCAUGUAAGUGGGUCAUUGGUUAUGUAAUACUGCUGCAGUGUUUCUUUUUGUUGUGUGCCCAGACUCAGUGUAACCAAGAGGACAUUCAUGGCUGUUUGUUUAACGAGUGAGAGACGAGGGCCAGGAGAACAGUGCUAGUGGCCAGAGGUUUUCAGGCCAUCACUCACCCCCCACACAGAGCUGAUAAAAUGGAGUGUGCAAUGGACACUCGGCAAGGUGGGGACGAGGCAGCAGAGAGUGAACACACUCUAAAGGAAACGUCUGCAAAAGAAGGAAUUGAGAUGCUGCACAAGAAGAACAAGAAGCACAAAAAACACAAGGGCAAAAAGAAGAAGAAGAAACGUGGCAAGGGAGAGCGGGAGACCAGCUCAGAGUCGGUCCCAGAGUCCGACGUAGAGAAGCCACCAGUCAGAACCAGAGCAGGUUUGAGGAGUGCUGGCUUUGUGGCUUCUGAUGCAGCAGCAGGCACAAAAGAUGAGGCAACAAAGGGCUUGAUCACAGCAGAUAAACCUGAGGUAUGUGAUGUUAAAGCCAGAAAACACAAAAGACAUUUUGGGAAAAAGAAGAAAAAGAGGAGGAGAAAAGGGGAAGAGAAGCAGGAGAAGAACUCACCUUUACACUCCCCAUCAGAGAGCGAAUCUAUGUCAGGGUCAGAUUCUGAGUCUGAGGAGAAGCCAGCUGGCACGGAUGUGCAAGCAGUUCCCAUCCUGUCUAAGGCCAGACAAGAGGAAAGGGUGUCCUCCCUACGCCUAACUCUCGGCCAAAAAGAGGGAUCUCUGAAAAUGUGUCAAACCUUGGAUGAGCAGUCUGCGGAUGCACGAGGAAAGACAGAAGAGAAGGCGCCCCCUGCUGACGGGGAGGGACAGACCGUCUCCGUCAUAAAGGCAGAAGAUUCACGGAGCGACAGGUGCUUCAGUCACUCCCAGGAGCUUCCGGACAUCAUCCCCAAGCAAGGCGGCCAGAGAGAGGAGACAAACGCAGGGCAGAGGUCAAAGGUGAAUAACCAUGCUCCCUCACGGUCAAGGUCACAGUCACUGACGGACACUAAAAGAGCCAGAUCGAGUGUUAGUCAUUCGACAAGCUCCAAGCGGUCCAGAUCAAGCCGCAGUCGUUCACAAAGCCCCAAGCAAUUGUCUGGUCUGCCUGUGUCUAGCAGGGGCAGGUCUCGAUCCUUCUCAAAGAGCAUGACUCCCAAGAGGAAGCAGUCCAAGUCCCUUAAAAGGACAGGACGCAAGUCCCCUUCUCUGUCCCCCAGGAGAGGACGCAAGUCCCCUUCUCUGUCCCCCAGGAGAGGACGCAAGUCCCCUUCUCUGUCCCCCAGGAGAGGACGCAAGUCCCCUUCUCUGUCCCCCAGGAGAGGACGCAAGUCCCCCUCUCUGUCCCCCAGGAGAGGACGCAAGUCCCCCUCUCUGUCCCCCAGGAGAGGACGCAAGUCGUCUCCUCUGUCCCCCAGGAGGGGACGCAAACUGUCUCCAAGACGAGGGCGGCGGUCUGAGUCCAGGCCUCGUGGUCGUGUCAGGAGGUCGAGGACCAGAACCCCUCCCACUCGUCGUGGUAGACCCUCGAGGUCCCGCUCGCCUGUGAGGCUGACUCGCCGCUCACGUUCCAAAUCUAGACGGCUCCGUCAUUCCCGGUCCCUGAGAAGAGGCCGGCGCUCCAAAAGCAGCUCCCCGUCUCACAGGAAGAGGUCUCCCCCCAGGACACGACGGUCCCGGUCUCCGGUCAGGAAAGGCAAGCGUACUCGGUCCCGCUCUGUCGUGAUCCUGAAGAGGAACAGGAAAGGCUCACUGUCCAAAUCCCCAACAGGCAAGAACACCAAGUCCCGCUCCAGGAGCUGCAGGAAAUCCAGUUCACCAGUACAGAAAAUACUUUCUAGAUCACCAAAGCGGAGCAGGACAAAGUCCAGAUCCGCAAUACGCAGUAAACCAUCAAGAUCACCAUCCCCAUGUAACAGGUCCUGUACUCCUAAAUCCAAAUCGCUGAAAAGAAACAAGUGUUCACUGUCAAAAUCGCCCAAAAGAGACAUAUCGAAAUCUAGGUCUGUCGUAAGCGAUAGGCAAUCUGAGAGCGUAUCCCCAGAACGCUCAAGAUCCAGGUCUACUGACCUGAAGUCUCUGAAAUCAGUCAAACAUACUGCAGACAAGACUGUGAAUGACAAGCCUGCAGACAAGCCUGUUGGGGAGGCUGUAGCAACAGCUGCAACAGGGCCCUGGAAGCCCCUCCCUUGGGCUGCACCCUCCAGUUCUAUCAUACAGGGCAAGCCAGUGGCUGGGCAGGGUGACGAGAGCAUUUCUGAGAUUCCAUCUGAAGACCACGACUCCGCAGCAGAAGAGCCAAAGGGAGCAAGAAGCCCAACAAGCUCCUCUGAAGAAGAGCCAGAUGAGAAUGCUAUCUCCAGGUCUGUGUCACCAGAGACCGUUUGUGCUGAUCGUCGCUACAGGGCAUCAUCUUCUAAAUCCUCCAUCAAGAAGGCAUCAUCCUCGAAACAACGUCAGUCCUCAAAAUCAGCAUCACCUGCCAGAAAGUCCCACUCACCUGCCGGCAGAAAGACGUCCACCUCUCCCUCACGGAGGUGCUCCCGGUCUAAGUCUACCUCUCCCUCUCAGUCCAAGUCUACCUCCAGAAGGAGGCGUUCCAAGUCCCCAUCCAGGAAAAGGAAGUCUGUCUCCCCGCCUGCCAGACGGAAGAAGAGGUCCAAGUCCAGAAGUCCUGUCUGGCGCAGGAGAUCACGCUCUAAGUCACCGGCACGGCGCAGGAAGUCACAUUCCAAGUCCAGGACCAAGCACUCAAAGUCCCGCUCCCCGGCCAGAAGGAAGAGGUCCAAAUCCACAGACAGGCGCAAACGCCUCAAGUCUCGUUCUCCAGGCCGGAGGAGAAGGUCCGUGUCGCGACGGCGCCGGCCCAUCAUGCGAAAUCGCUCAUUUGACCGCCGCGACCGAUGGAAACGGGAACCAAGCCAUUCACCCAUCCUCAUCCUCCGCAAGCGCCGGUCCACAUCUCGAACCCGCCGCAGUGCCAGCAAGACCCCUCCUCGUCUCACUGAGCUGGACAAAGACCAGCUACUGGAGAUAGCGAAGGCCAAUGCAGCAGCCAUGUGUGCUAAAGCAGGUGUGCCCAUUCCAGAGAGUCUGAGACCCAAGGCCAUCCUCCAGCUUCCCCUGCCCAACCCAGCCCCAACCCCUCUGAAUCUGCCUCUUCCCCUGCCCUUGCCUCUCAACAUGCCCGGCAUGGGAAUGCCCAACAUGAACAUGCCCAACAUGAACAUGCCCAACAUGAACAUGCCCAACAUGAACAUGUCCAAUAUGGCCAUGAGUGCUGCCAUGGCCAGUAUGAAAGCUGCCACCAUGACUGCAGCCCUCACCAACAUGGCUCAGAUGUCAAACAUGCCCCAGAUGGCUCCCCUCCCCACCAUCACCAACAAGCCCCCUCCUAGCCAGGCUCCCCAAACAACCCUUCCCCCCCUCAACCUGGACCACAUAGAGGAGGUGAAGAGGAAGGUGACUCAGCAGGCCAACAUCUACAGCAUCAAGGAGCUCACUGAGAAAUGUAAGAUGAUAGCAGCAAGUAAAGAGGAGAUGGCCAUAGCGAAGCCGCAUGUGUCUGAUGACGAGGAUGAGGACAGGAAGCCCUGUGGCAAGAGCUUAAGUUAACUUUCUUUGGGGCGCAUCAGAGGUACUCCCCAUGGAUACCAUCACCAGGUGUCAAGGUUGUUGUGGUUAUAGAGCAGGAACCUCAUCAGAUACUGCCAGCCCUUGUUCUCUGGACAACCAUUCCCUCCCCAACCCCUCCCAUCAGUACUCUAGCUGUCUGGGGAAGUGUUUGAAACGUCAGUGAUCCUGUGUCCCAUUGGACAGACUGGCCUGAGUGUUCUUGUGUGUCAUUGGAUGGAUUGCAGUGUGUACAGUGUGGUUAUCCCUAGCUUCUACACGUUGCUCAGACAGAGCUCUUUGGACAAUGACUGAAGCAAAAUGAUAUAGGAACAUAUUUUCAAUGUUUUGUCAACCCUUUCUAAUGUUAAACUUCUGUUCCUUUUUUACUGUGUUCAGUAAUAAUAUUUCCACCUCAUGGUUCCUUUAGUGACAUUUUAACCUGUAAUUAAGUGAACUGCUCGGUCUGCCCUCAGCACGCACGGGCACACAAAUACACACAUCGGUAAUAUGAUGGUCAGGUGUGUCUUUAGUGACGGGCAGACGACCAGGUCUCUCCGUUGAGAAGACAAACUUAUCAGGUCUUUGUAGGAUCCACUCUAAAUGUUUUCACUUCUCUACAUAUUAACUGAUGUAAUCUUUAGCUAUUUUAAUAACAAAUGCAUUUUAGGAUUUCCUUGAUCAGUAGUAGAAUAUUAUUUGUCUGACUUUGUACAUAAUAUGUUGAUUAUUAAAGGAAACCAGAAAAUCA